AUGGACGAAACUCUGAAUCUGAACAUCAAUGAGUGGAAAGACAUCCGCAAUCAAUGGGCUCUCAAGCAUGCUGAGGAGUCCGUCAAAAAUGAUUGGAAUUAUUUGGUGGGAAAAGGCCCCUCUAUUUCCCCUUUACCAUCGCUCCCCAGCCCGGGGAUUCCGUUUCUUUCAGGCGAUCACCGGCUACCAGACCCCGCCGACAAACUUCCGGGGGACAGAGCAAAACCCCCCGAGCCAGAAAAUGACGUCGUGUUGAACAUUGGCGUUAUCGGUGCAGGUGCCGCUGGCCUGUUCACCGGAUUGCUUUUGGACUUCCUCAACAAGAAGUAUCAGGAGAAAUUCAAAACACACAAAGUCCAGUUCAAGUAUGACAUUCUUGAAGCGUCAGAAAGAGUGGGCGGGAGACUUUUCACAUAUAACUUCGACGACUCCCAAAUAAAAAAAGAUGGGUCCGUUAAUCGUAAUUACUACGAUGUGGGAGCCAUGAGGUUCCCUGACAAUCCGGUGAUGGAACGCCUUUUCCGACUAUUCAACUAUCUGGAAAUGCGCAAAGCCAAUGAUACUCCAAAUUCUAAGCUGGGGGACCUCCUCCCAUACUACAUCAAGGGCGACAAAGAGCCGUGGCACUUCAAUGGCACGACCAAAUGGGGCGACUACGCUUCAAUUUCAGCACAGGGAUUAGAUCCAUGGAAAUUGAACGAGGAUGGCAAAAUCCCUGAAGACAUUUUAAAAAAGUCGCCAGGCGACGUCUUCAAUGGCAUUAUAAAAACCUUCCGAGAAAAGCUCAUGCAAGAUAAGGCCACCAGCGAUAAGUCCAGCGAGGGAUGGAAAUACCUCAUGAAAUACGAUGAUUAUAGUGCUCGAUCAUAUCUGGCCCUGGCUCACCAUCCAGCGUUAAACUAUGAGACCAUUCAAUGGAUGGAAGCAUUUAACGGUGGAACUGAAUGGUAUGACCAAGCUUUGAGCGAAGCUGUGCUAGAAUCCCUGGACUUUGACUGGCAACCCGGAACGGACUGGCGCUGCAUCCUCGGGGGUAGCGGUGUGCUGGCGGCUAAAAUGGUCCAGAAGCUAAAGAAUCCAUCAUCAGUGCAGACGAGUACGGCGGUAACGCAAAUCAAGAACAAGGGAGAGAAACAAGUGGAGAUCGCGUACGCGCAAGAUAAUAAUAGCGGCGGACAAUCUCACACCUAUAACGCUGUUUUCAGCUCCCUGCCACUAGGUUGUCUUCAACGCAUCGACACUAGCGAGGCUAAGCUGAACUAUGGCAUCCGACAGGCCAUGCGCGCUCUCAGCUAUGGACCCUCCGGCAAGGUUGGAAUCAAAUUCAAGAAUCCGUGGUGGCUCUAUAAGUUGAAUGAUGCGAAUCUCAAACACGCUGGGCUAGGCCAUUCAGACCUCUCGAUCAGGACUUGUGUCUAUCCAUCUUAUAACCUUCAAACCCCGAAAGAAGAGGAGGCCGUCCUUCUUUGCUCAUAUACUUGGCAACAAGACGCGCUCCGACUGAGCUCUCUGGUUUCCAAAAGCAAAGACCUAAAGAACAAAUGGAGAGAGGAGACUGAGUUAAAGAAUGUCCUAAUCCAUGACCUUGCUCGCCUUCACGCAGAUGGUAAGCCUGGAAGGACAGUGGAUGAGCUUGAAGACCUUAUACGUGACUCAUACUUGGAGCACUUCGCUUUUGAUUGGUACCAGAACCCACACUCUGUGGGUGCCUUUGCCUUUUUUGGUCCACAGCAGUUCCGUUGCUCAUGGCCCAAAAUUAUCCAGCCGUCGGGUGAUCUCGCCAUCAUUGGAGAAGCUGCAAGUCCUCACCAUGCGUGGGUGGUAGGAGCGUUGGAAAGCGCUGUCCACCAGGUCUAUUCUUGGCUCAAUCAGCACAAGGGCAAGAUCCACGGAUUUUCAUAUUUGGCCGAGCUAUUGGAAGAGAAUCCUCCCACAGACGAUCCAAAUCCUUUCCAGGGUCUUCCUCCAUACAUGCGCACGGAGACCUGCAAAUGGCAAUCGGUGCUGGCAAAAGCGUAUAGGGAGAUGCCUGAUUACAUGUGA
Aspergillus chevalieri is the source of this 2043-nucleotide messenger RNA. Its product is annotated as flavin monoamine oxidase family protein. Gene Ontology annotation, molecular function: polyamine oxidase activity; L-amino-acid oxidase activity. Lineage: Eukaryota; Fungi; Ascomycota; Eurotiomycetes; Eurotiales; Aspergillaceae. The coding region runs from base 1 to 2043 and encodes 680 amino acids. Gene Ontology annotation, biological process: amino acid catabolic process. The transcript has 5 exons. The record is from RefSeq and is a predicted model, not a curated record.